Messenger RNA from Nymphaea colorata (pocket water lily), 1047 nucleotides. RefSeq names its product mannan endo-1,4-beta-mannosidase. Gene Ontology annotation, molecular function: mannan endo-1,4-beta-mannosidase activity. The transcript has a single exon. Gene Ontology annotation, biological process: substituted mannan metabolic process. The record is from RefSeq and is a predicted model, not a curated record. Bases 1 to 1047 code for a protein of 348 amino acids. Lineage: Eukaryota; Viridiplantae; Streptophyta; Magnoliopsida; Nymphaeales; Nymphaeaceae.
AUGAAAUAUCUCCUAGUGCUUGCCUUGUGCCUUACUGCAAGUCUCGCCUUUGAUAAACUGGUCAAUCCCAAUGCUUCUCCCGAGGCUCAGCGCCUCUACCAGACGCUGAUUGACAAUUACGGUAAGUUUGUCCUGUCAGGCCAGACCACUUUCCACUAUGAUGAUUUCGUGAACCAGAUCCAUGAAGUCCCAAUGGUCAGAGGCUUUGACAUGCAGAACUAUUCUCCCCACAAUCCUUGGUACAACUGGCAGCCAGCCGAUGAUGGCACCGUGGAUUCGGCUAUCAACUGGUAUCACACAACUACAAAAGGACAAGGAAUUGUUACAUUUUUCUGGCAUUGGUUUUCGCCCUUCGGAGGCCAGCUCAGGACCAGCACUUUCUAUACAAACUAUACCGAUUUUGAUGUCUCGAAAGCUGUGGUGGCAAAUACUGCAGAGUACAAUGCCACCAUGAGGGACAUUGAUGCGAUUGCAGUCCAGCUCAAGAAGCUUCAAGCCAGUAAGAUUCCCGUCCUUUGGAGACCCUUACAUGAAGCUGGAGGAAAAUGGUUCUGGUGGGGUGCCAAAGGAAGCGCUUCUGCCCUCUCACUGUACCGUAUCAUGUUCGAUCGCAUCACCGGCUACCACAAUAUCAACAACUUGAUAUGGGUUUGGAGCACUCCUGAAGCAGAUUGGUAUCCAGGAAACCUCAGAGUAGAUUUGCUUGGCUAUGACAGUUACCCUGGCAGUUACAAUUACGAUUGCUUACAGAACAUGUACAACCAGUUGAACAAGAUCGUGCAGGGCCAAAAGAUGAUAGCCAUGACUGAAAACGGCCCCAUUCCUGAAAUGGAGAACUGCCUCAGACAGGGCGUCAAGUGGGGACUCUUCAUGUCCUGGAGCGAUUUGGUCUUCUCCCAGAACAGCGUCGACCACAUCAAGGCCAUCUACGCCAAUCCCGUCGUCAAGACACUCACCCACCUUCUAGAAACCCCCACGGAGGCCUCAGCAGGGAGGAGGAAGCCAGCAGGUGAUCUUAGCCUUUUAACCUCAUAUAAUUAUAUGUAA